This is a messenger RNA of Chelonoidis abingdonii (Abingdon island giant tortoise), 4275 nucleotides long. The record is from RefSeq and is a predicted model, not a curated record. Lineage: Eukaryota; Metazoa; Chordata; Testudines; Testudinidae.
CCAGAAAGGGCUAGGGCCUGGUUGUCGCUGGGGGAACAGGCAGGGUGGCUGUGAAAGGCUAGAGCCAAGCUUGUUCCAGAAGGGGCGGCAGAGUGAGGGGCGAAGCCACGCAGCCGGGGUAGGGGUGUUUAGCAACAUUUGUCCCUAGCCGGGGAGCAGUGCAACUCCCGCCGGGGAUCUGCCUUUCUUCUCCUCCUUGGCGGUGCCCGGCCUCCCGCGCCAGGAAGGGGAGGCGGAAGAAAGGGGAAGAAGCUCCAGGCAGGCUGGGGGAGGGAGGAGCAGUCUCGGGGGGAGGCGGCAGACGCACAAGAUGGCCCCUGCUGCAGAGGCAGCAGUAGCAGCUGGUCGUGGGGAGGAGGGAACGGCGGCCAGGUGGCCUCUGCUGCCGGUGCUGGAGGCGGUGGGUGCUGCGGCCAGCCCCGUGUCCCGGAGCUGAGAAAAGCUGCGCUGGGAGCCCAGCCGUGCGGUUAUGUUUCACACUCUGUGCUGGCUGUCUGUACUUACAGAAGAUAUUUAAAAACAAACAUUUUUGUGAAAGAUUUUGAUUCCAGUGGAAUCUGUGCUUUAGAUUUUGUCUUGUGAAUUAACUUCUGAAACAAUGCCUGUACAAGCUCCACAAUGGACGGAUUUUCUCUCCUGCCCAAUUUGCACACAAACUUUUGACGAAACGAUCCGGAAGCCCAUCAGCUUGGGCUGCGGCCACACUGUCUGCAAGAUGUGCCUCAACAAGCUCCACCGUAAGGCAUGCCCCUUCGACCAGACCACUAUCAAUACAGAUAUUGAUCUCCUCCCUGUGAACUCAGCCUUGUUGCAGCUAGUGGGGGCUCAGGUUCCUGAGCAGCAGCCAAUUACUUUGUGCAGUGGAGCAGAAGAUACCAAACAUUAUGAGGAGGCCAAGAAAUGUGUGGAAGAACUAGCAUUGUACCUCAAACCACUCAGCAGUGCGAGAGGUGUGGGUCUGAACAGUACCACUCAGAGUGUGCUAAGUCGCCCCAUGCAGAGGAAGCUUGUAACUCUAGUUCACUGCCAGCUAGUAGAGGAAGAAGGACGAAUCAGGGCCAUGCGUGCAGCACGGUCACUGGGUGAAAGAACAGUCACAGAGCUCAUUCUUCAACAUCAAAAUCCCCAGCAACUCUCUUCCAACCUUUGGGCUGCAGUGAGGGCCAGGGGCUGCCAGUUCCUGGGGCCAGCAAUGCAAGAGGAAGCACUGAAGCUGGUUCUGCUGGCUCUGGAAGAUGGAUCUGCUUUGUCACGAAAGGUCUUGGUUCUCUUUGUGGUGCAGAGAUUGGAGCCACGAUUUCCUCAAGCUUCUAAAACCAGCAUUGGGCAUGUUGUCCAGCUUCUUUACAGAGCCUCCUGCUUCAAGGUGACUAAACGUGAUGAGGACUCCUCCCUGAUGCAGUUGAAGGAGGAGUUCCGUACCUAUGAAGCUCUGCGAAGGGAACAUGAUUCCCAGAUUGUGCAGAUUGCCAUGGAAGCAGGUUUACGCAUUGCACCGGAUCAGUGGUCCUCGCUGCUGUAUGGUGAUCAGUCCCACAAAUCCCACAUGCAAUCCAUCAUUGACAAGUUGCAGACCCCAGCCUCAUUUGCACAGAGUGUUCAAGAACUAACCAUUGCUCUCCAGAGGACUGGAGACCCAGCCAACCUGAACCGGCUUCGACCUCACCUAGAGCUCUUGGCAAAUAUUGACCCUAGUCCAGAUGCCCCACCCCCAACAUGGGAACAACUAGAAAAUGGAUUAGUUGCUGUGAGGACAGUGGUACAUGGACUAGUUGAUUAUAUCCAGAAUCACAGCAAGAAAGGAACAGAUCAGCAGCAGCCUCCUCAGCACAGCAAGUAUAAGACAUACAUGUGCCGAGACAUGAAGCAGAGAGGAGGGUGUCCUCGUGGAGCCAGCUGCACCUUUGCACACUCACAGGAGGAAUUAGAAAAAUUUCGUAAAAUGAACAAACGUCUGGUUCCCAGAAGACCCCUGAGUGCCUCCUUGGGCCAGCUAAAUGAGGUGGGCCUGCCUUCAGCAGCUAUCCUCUCGGAUGAAGGGGCAGUGGACUUGCCCAGUAGAAAAUCCUCUGCCUUGUCGAAUGGGAUUGUGUCUACGGUCAGCACAGGGACGCAGCUUAUCUCCCGAGGGACCGACUCCGGCUUUGAUUCUGCUCUGAAGCCAGGGAAGAUCGACCACCUUAGCAGCAGUGCCCCUGGAUCCCCUCCUGACUUGCUGGAGUCUGUCCCCAAGAGCUCUAUUUCUGCCUUACCAGUGAACCCCCACCCUGUGCCCCCGAGAGGACCUACAGACCUGCUCACAACGUCCAAGCAACUCCAAAUUGUACCACGAGGGUCACAGUUGUAUCCUGCUCAACAAGGAAAUGUGUUUUAUCAGGAACCUAGAGGAUCUGCUGCACCGUUUGAGCCAUCACCUUAUCCACAAGGUGUGUACUAUCCUACUCCAUCCUCACAGUGCAUGUCUCGUUUUGUCCGACCUCCACCAUCUGCUCCUGAACCUGGUGGUCCUUACUUAGACCAUUACCCACCCUACCUUCAGGAUCGUCUGGUGAAUUCGCAGUACAGCACACAGCCACAGCAGUAUCCUCCCAUGGGACAACCUAUGUACCCACAUUAUGAGAGCCGGCGUGUGUACCCCUCUGCCCAACCAUACCAGCGAGAAGAGAUUGUCCGAGGAAGCCCCGUGCCCAUUGACAUUCCACGUGGAGCUGCACCUCCCUACGUACCUGAAUCCAGAGACAGAUACCAGCAAGUGGAGGGUUAUUAUCCCGUGGGUCCACAUCUCAAUCCGAUCAGACCAUACCACAGAGAGACUUAUAACCCACUUCCGCCUCCAUCUCAAACCCAUCCCAGCCUGGAUGAGCUUCAUCGCCGAAGGAAGGAAAUCAUGGCCCAGUUAGAAGAAAGGAAGGUGAUCUCCCCACCUCCUUUUGCACCGUCACCCACUUUGACUCACCCGUUCCACCCAGAGGAGUACUCGGAUGAAGACCUGAAAGUAGCUGGGAAAUACAAAGGAAAUGAUUAUAGCCAGUACUCUCCUUGGUCGUGUGACACCAUUGGCUCCUACAUUGGAACCAAAGAUGCAAAACCCAAAGAUGUUGUGGCAGCAGGGAGUGUAGAGAUGGCGAACAUAGAUAGUAAAGGCAUGCGUGACCAGCGGUUGGACUUACAGAGAAGGGCAGCAGAAGCUGGGGAUGAUGACCUCAUCCCAUUUGGAGACCGGCCAACUGUGUCAAGGUUUGGGGCCAUCUCGCGUACUUCCAAAACAAUGUACCAGAGUUCUGGCCCCAUGCAGGCCAUGGCGGUACAGGGAGCUUCCACCAAAUCUAUCAACAUUUCAGAUUACAGUCCAUAUGGAACUCAUGGCGGCUGGGGAGCUUCUGCAUAUUCACCCCACCAAAACAUACCUUCUCAGGGACGUUUCAGUGACAGUCCCUUUCCUGCCCCUCGAAGGGAGAGAUUGUCCAUGUCAGAUGUGGCCAGUCACGGGAAACCCUUGCCGUCAGCUGAGAGGGAGCAGCAGCUCAGGCUGGAACUGCAGCAACUAAAUCAUCAGAUCAGCCAGCAGACACAAUUACGAGGACUGGAGGCUGUUAAUAACAGGCUGCUGUUGCAGAGGGAGGCGACCACCCUGGCAGGCCAGCCACAGCCACCACCUCAUAAAUGGCCUGCAAUGAUCUCAAGUGAACAGCUGAGUAUGGAACUGCACCAGGUGGAAAGGGAAAUCGGGAAGAGAACCCGUGAGCUGAGCAUGGAGACCCAAUCUUCACUGGACAUGAAAAGCAACUUGGGCACCAAUAAACAGACAGAAAAUGGACAACUGGAACCACAAAGCAAGGUUCCAGCUGAGGACCUCACACUGACGUUCAGUGAUGUUCCAAAUGGAUCAGUCUUGACGCAAGAGAACAUCAGCCCCCUGUCAAACAAGACCACAUCUCUGAACCUGUCAGAGGACCCAGAGGGGGGAGGAGACCACCAGGACUCCCAGAGAACAGGAGUUGCACCCGCCUCUUCUCCAUGAAGUGAGGAAAGCAUCCCUCCCAGAGUUUCUUUUGGGGAGGAGAAGUUGGUAGCUUCCAUCAUGCUUCCCUCUAAAGGUGGUCAGAGAAACGCAGAAGCAGCAGCACAGGAGGUCCGGAGGCAAUGUGCACAAACACCACUACUAGAAACAAACCCUGCACAUAGUUCACAUUAAUGCGUUUUUUAAUUAAAAAAAAAAAUUAGCAGUAUCUGCAAGCAAUUCAGAUUAAAUUUGUUUUUGUUCUGUGAAUGAAC